GGACGGGACUCGUGUGGGCGUGGCCGAGGGGAGGGGUGGGGCCUGCGGCGCGGACCGGGCGAGCGGCGGAAGAUGGCUGCGGUUGUGGCGACCGAAACGCAGCUGAUGCUCGGAGUCGGGCUGAUCGAAAAGGACACUAAUGGAGAAGUUCUGUGGGUUUGGUGUUACCCUUCCACGACAGCCUCAUUAAGGAAUCUGCUGCUCCGAAAGUGCUGCCUAACAGAUGAAAAUAAACUUCUGCACCCCUUUGUCUUUGGUCAGUACAGAAGAACGUGGUUUUAUGUCACUACAGUUGAAGUUCCAGAUUCUUCAAUUUUGAAAAAGGUGACUCAUUUUUCUAUUGUUCUCACCGCCAAAGAUUUUAACCCAGAGAAAUAUGCCGCCUUCACUAGGAUAUUGUGUAGGAUAUAUCUGAAAUAUGGGAGCCCAGUUAAAAUGAUGGAGAGUUAUAUUGCAGUUCUUACCAAGGGUAUCUGCCAGAGUGAAGAAAAUGGCUCUUUCUUUAGCAAAGACUUUGAUAGUCGAAAGGCAUAUCUUGCAGGUUCCAUCAAAGACAUUGUGUCUCAAUUUGGAAUGGAAACUGUUAUCUUACACACAGCAUUGAUGUUGAAAAAACGAAUUGUUGUCUAUCACCCCAAAGUAGAAGCUGUCCAGGAGUUUACCAGGACUCUGCCUGCCCUGGUGUGGCAUCGACAGGAUUGGAGCAUCCUCCAUUCUUACGUGCACCUCCAUGCCGAAGAACUAGAAAGCCUGCAGAUGUGCACAGGAUACAUUGCUGGCUUUGUGGAAUUGGAGGUGAGCAACAGACCAGACCUCUAUGAUGUGUUUGUGAAUCUGGCAGAUAAUGAGAUCACCAUCGCUCCACUUGCAAAAGAGGCCAUGACAAUGGGCAAACUGCAUAAAGAAAUUGGUCAGCUAAUUGUGCAGUCUGCAGAAGACCCAGAGAAGUCAGACAGCCAGGUUAUACAGGACAUUGCCCUAAAAACAAAAGAAAUCUUCAACAAUCUAGCACCAUUUUCAGAAGUGUCAGGUGACGGGGACAGGGGAAAGAUUGUCCUCAGUGUUGAGGCCCUGAAGCAAAAGCGAUUCCCACCUGCAACGGAGAAUUUCCUUUACCAUCUAGCAGCAGCCGAACAGAUGCUGAAGAUCUGACAGUCCACAGCAACACCAUACAGAACUUCCUUUCAUUCUGGGUGCCCAUUGGCAUUAUAUAGUAUUGGAAUUACAGAGGAAAUGUUCUAUUUUUAAUGAUUUAUUUCCAAGUAUUGAGAUCUCACCUGAGAAACACAUAAAAACAAUUGUGGUUUUUGUUUUUGUGUUUGUUUUUUUCUCCCUGCCAAUUUGACCCAGUGCUGGACAGUGUUUUAACUACUGUCCUAAUGGUAAGAGCCAUAUGCUGUCCCAGAGUUAAGGAGUCACACACACAGAUGAGCACAUGCAAGCCUUCAUUGUGUGUCCCUGUUUGUCUCACUGUAUCCAUAACAGUUUAUUUUCAGAAAGCUGCCUCACAGUUUGCUUUUUAUUCUUCUAGGAAAAAACUUGAAUUCCUCAUGAGAGAUUUUACUUUCUGAGCCAAAUUGCUAUGUUUUCUGCAGAAUUACCUAGAAUAUCAUUCAAGAGAUAUUGCAAUUGCACUUUCUGGUAAAAGAAAAUGUUUUGGGGCUUUGGAAUUUUUGCCUAUAUUAUGGAGGUUUUUUGUAGAUUUUGUACUUGAUUAGAACUCUUUGACUAACUGCUUCUAGCAGUGCCUUUGGGAAAGAAGCCAGUCCCUGUAACAGAGGAGCCCCUUUUAAUAUAAGAAACAACACCUGUUUUUUGUUUGCAGUGCUGGAACUGGAACCUGGGGCCUUGCAUAUGCCAGGCAAAUGCUUUUCCAGUAAGCUAAACUCUCAGCCCAAUAAUGCUUUCAUAUAUUGGUAAAUUACUUCAUAUUGCAGAGGCCAAAACCAGACAGUGUCUUCAAAUGACUGCAAUAAAAGUAAUUUGGUCACAUCAUAAAAGAUACUUAUUGGACCUUUUUGUUUGUUGAGACAAGGUUUCUUUGUGUAGUGCUGGCUGUCCUGGAACUUGCUCUGUAGACCAUACUGACCUUAAAUUCAGAGAUCUGCCUUCCUCUGUAUCCCGAGUACUGGGAUUAAAGGCAUGUGACACCAAUGCCUGGCUUAUUGGCUUCUUUGUUUGAGACCUUAAAACUGCCAAGUAAGCACAAAUGUCUAAAUUAGGCAUUCCUAUGUCUACUCAUGUUAAUUAUAAAAGGGCACUUUCCUUCAGUACAGUUGCAGAACCUUCAAACCUUACCAGGAAACAUGUUUGCAUAAAUGUUAUCUAAAUUGGGUCUUUUUGCUGGGCGUGGUGGUACACACCUUAGUUCUAGCAUUGGGAGGCAGUAGUAGGUGGAUCUUUGUGAGUUCAAGGCCAGCCUGGUAUGGAAUGAGUUCCAGGACAGCAAGAGCUGUUAUACAGAGAAACAUUGUCUCAAAAACAAAACAAAACAAAAAAGUUGUCUUUUUAAAAUCUUAUUGUUAGACAUUUAAGUAAAAAUAAAAAACAACUUUUCCCUCUUGUCCUAGGGUGGGAACAAAGAGGACCUGAAAUAACUUGUUAACCGGAACUAACAAUUGAAGAUUAAAUUUGCACUUUAUGAAAAG
Phodopus roborovskii (desert hamster) is the source of this 2648-nucleotide messenger RNA. RefSeq names its product DENN domain containing 10 (gene Dennd10). Gene Ontology annotation, molecular function: small GTPase binding; guanyl-nucleotide exchange factor activity. Gene Ontology annotation, biological process: protein transport; regulation of early endosome to late endosome transport. NCBI's taxonomy places the organism in Eukaryota, Metazoa, Chordata, Mammalia, Rodentia, Cricetidae. Gene Ontology annotation, cellular component: late endosome. The transcript is spliced from 9 exons. The coding region runs from base 73 to 1152 and encodes 359 amino acids. The record is from RefSeq and is a predicted model, not a curated record.